CCCAUUUCUUCCGGUAGGUGGGGAUGUGUGGACACUUGGAGGUCCAGGGCCCAAGGCUGUGGUAAUCUGCUUGAAUCAACCAAGCAGAAUGCAGGCAUCAGCCUUCCAGGAUAAGAACAGGAGGAAGCCAGGCCACAAUGAAGGUACUCACGAUCCUAACUAUGAGAAUAUAACCUUGCCCUUCAGAAACAAGGACCAGCUCAAACUCAGUGAAUCAGCACCAAGGAAACAAGCCCAGCCCAAGCCGUCACUGGACACACCCCAGGUCCCCCCUUGGUUGCACAGAACCAUCAUGAUCUUGUAUGUCCUCCUCGCUCUGAUCUUUUUGUCAUGCAUCAUCCUCUCUGCUUUGGUCCUGGUCAAAAAUUCGGAAAUGUCGAGGGAGCUGUGGAGCCUGAGAGGGGAGCUUUCGAAUGUCUCAAACACAGUGCUGAACUGCCAGGACCAGCAAAGGAAUCAUUGGAAAGUGGUCCAGCAGGGCAUCCAGGAGGCCAAGAACAAUAUUGGUGUGGUCUUGAGCAAAGUGCAGAGUGGAAACGACAAUCUGAAGACGGUGCCAGCAGAUAUAACGGAAAUCAAGAAAAUCCUUGAGAGGCUAGAGAAGAAAACACCUGCUCGUAAGCCAGAGCCAGAGACAGGAUUCUCUGAGACGCUGGCCAGCUGGCGGAAAUGGUUACCCCAGGUUCAGAGUGUGGGCACACCGGACACAGACACACAAAGGAAAUACAAACACGGUCCGAUGGCUCCGCAGAACUGCCUGCUGCUGAGGCUGAUGGCCCGGGAGGACACGCGCGCCCCCUGGCGGCCGCUCUCGGUCACCCACCACCCCGCCCUCCGUGCACUGAGUCCAGCCCGCAGACGCCUGCGCACUCGGGGCCUUUUACGACGCCGUCAAGAAGUUCGGCUGAACCUACGGCAACCCAGUUCCGGUUGA
Messenger RNA from Peromyscus eremicus (cactus mouse), 934 nucleotides. It is a transcript of the gene Mcemp1, whose product is annotated as mast cell expressed membrane protein 1. The transcript is spliced from 8 exons. The record is from RefSeq and is a predicted model, not a curated record. The coding region runs from base 89 to 934 and encodes 281 amino acids. NCBI's taxonomy places the organism in Eukaryota, Metazoa, Chordata, Mammalia, Rodentia, Cricetidae.